This is a messenger RNA of Prosopis cineraria, 3409 nucleotides long. RefSeq lists its product as uncharacterized. Gene Ontology annotation, biological process: protein ubiquitination. Lineage: Eukaryota; Viridiplantae; Streptophyta; Magnoliopsida; Fabales; Fabaceae. Gene Ontology annotation, cellular component: CCR4-NOT complex. The transcript is spliced from 13 exons. Gene Ontology annotation, molecular function: RNA binding; ubiquitin-protein transferase activity. The record is from RefSeq and is a predicted model, not a curated record. Bases 166 to 3267 code for a protein of 1033 amino acids.
AAGCCAUCCAAACAAAGCCGAACUCUCUCUUUUAAAGAGUCCUUGUGGCUUCCUCUGCCCCUCACCCUUUGGUCUCUCGCUCUCUUUCUGCGUUUUCGUUAUCGUGCGCUUCUGAAACGAUCUCGUCCUCACAGUUUCAUCUUCUCGAUCUCUCAACUGGCAAUCAUGAGUGAUGAAGGAGAAAGGACUUGUCCUCUUUGUGCAGAAGAGAUGGAUUUGACUGAUCAGCAGUUGAAGCCAUGCAAAUGUGGUUAUGAGAUAUGCGUUUGGUGCUGGCAUCACAUAAUGGAUAUGGCUGAGAAGGAUGACACAGAAGGGAGAUGCCCUGCAUGUCGAACUCCAUAUGACAAGGAGAAGAUUGUAGGGAUGGCUGCAAACUGUGAGAGAUUGGUAGCAGAAAUUAAUACUGAAAGGAAGAUGAAGAGUCAGAAAGCAAAGUCUAAAUCUUCUGAAGGCCGGAAGCAGCUGAGCAGUGUUCGAGUGAUUCAGCGGAAUCUUGUCUAUAUAGUUGGAUUGCCACUUAAUCUGGCAGAUGAAGAAAUUCUUCAGCGGCGAGAGUAUUUUGGUCAGUAUGGGAAAGUCUUAAAAGUGUCAAUGUCUCGGACAGCAGCUGGUGUCAUCCAACAGUUUCCAAACAGUACAUGUAGUGUAUAUAUUACUUACUCAAAGGAAGAAGAAGCAAUUCGUUGUAUUCAAAAUGUACAUGGAUUUGUCUUGGAGGGUAGACCUUUAAGGGCUUGUUUUGGAACCACAAAGUAUUGUCAUGCCUGGCUCCGAAACAUGCCUUGCAGCAAUCCUGAUUGUUUAUAUCUGCAUGAGAUUGGCUCUCAAGAAGAUAGUUUCACUAAAGAUGAAAUAAUUUCAGCAUACACUAGAAGCAGAGUUCAACAAAUUACGGGUGCCACAAAUAAUAUGCAACGGCGGUCAGGGAAUGUGUUGCCACCCCCAGUUGAUGAUUUCAUGAACCAAUUUGCUGGAAAACCCAUUGUGAAAAAUGCCACAAAUAAUUCCUCUAGCACUGUAAGAGGUUCACCUCCGAAUGGAAGUUCUGGAAGAUCUAUAGCUUUAGAUCCUGCUGCUGCAUGGGGUACGAGAGCUACAAGUUGUGAGCCCUCUUCUGGAGGUUUAUUAUGUCCUAAUGGACCAGCUAAGCCAAAAGCUGAUGCUGUUAGUGGCACACUAGCCUUUUCUUCAGCUGUUACAGGUUCAAGCCAGAACUCUUCAUUGCACAGUGAUGCAACAAAGAGGCCACUGUCAAGUGGUGGAAGUCCUAAUAACCUUAGAGUACGAAAUGAAUCAUUAAAACCUGUAAAGCAACUAAAUUUCAUGGACAAUCCGAGUAGUACAUGUGAAAAGACUGCUACAUCUGAUGGUUCUCUUGCACCUGUGAAUCGAGAGAGCUUGUUGUCUAAUUUACCAUUAUCCAGAGAUGGUGAUAGAGGCAGUUGUACUACAUCAAAUACAACAACAAAUUCUGCUGACUUCACUGGGCAGCCAUGCAGCUCUGGUCUUGAGGAAGCAACUAUUGCUACCAAUGAAGAGAUUCAGAACCUGUGCUCCAAUCUGUCCACUGUUAACAUUGAUAGAAAUGGCCAAAAUGAAUACUAUGGUAUGGUCAGAUCUAAUAGCCCCCCUUCUGAUUAUAUCUUGACAAGGUCUCCUCAACUUCAAGCAUCACAACAGCACAAAGAUGACAAAUUUAGGGAUGUUCAAUUUUCAAGUGAAUCUGGUAAAGCUGCUCCAUCUGAUUGGGAGCAGUCUGAUUGGAAAUUGAAUUCACAAGCCCAAAUAGUAUCAGUUACAACUGACUUGGAAGAUGAUAUAGCUUCUUUCGAUAAUCAAAGGCUCAAAGAUCCAGAAGUUGUUUGUCAUUCUCCGUACAUGCCUAAGUCAACAAGUUUUGUUCAUGUCCCACUCCAUUCUAAUCAUAGUCUUAUCCAACAAGGGGAACAGUCUCCUGCUAUGACUUUUGAUUUUGUAUCUGCUGAUUCUAAGGUUGGGGAUGAUUCUCUAUUGCAUCCAUCCAGCAUAUUAUGUAAUGGUCAUCCUGAUAAGUUGGUCCGCAGCUGCUCUUCUGAUUUGAAUAGCACCACUGAUUGUACUUCACUUCAGGAUAUAAGAAAUGAACAGUGCAUUGAAAGAUUAUUCAUCGAAUCAGUUAGUGCUGGAAAUGAUGUUGCAUUGGACAAGGGUGAGAGUAGCAUUAUUUCAAAUAUAUUGUCCAUGGACUUUGAUUCUUGGGAUGACUCACUAACAUCACCUCAGAAUUUGGUUAAGUUGCUGGGUGACAACACUGAUAACCAGUUUGUUCCUUUAAAAAAAUCCAGUUCUUUGAAAGUGCAGAAUAAUAGUCAAUCAAGAUUCUCUUUUGCAAGACAGGAUGAACCUAAAAUCCAAGCAUUUAAUGCAAAUCCAUCUCAUGGUAUUAGCGAGCAAUUUCCAAGGAGGGGCUCUUUCAUGCAGGAUUUUUCUGAAAUAGACUUGCAUAAUGAUAGGAAGUUGGGUAUGACAAAUGGCUUCUCUUCCUGUAAACUUGAGGAAUCUGAAAAUCUAGGCGGUGGUCACUUUGUUUCUUCUAAUAAGCACUCUGCUGUUUCUAGAGCUCAAAUUUCUGCUCCUCCAGGAUUUUCAGUUCCAAGCAGGCCUCCACCACCAGGUUUUUCUUCUUGCGAGAGAGUGGAACAGGCUUUCAGUUCAGUAUCUGGGAAUUCAUUGCUCGACCCAUCCUCGUUGAGAAAUUCAUAUCAGAUACCCACAGCUGGAAAUAUUGGUGGUACAGGGGACAUUGAAUUAAUAGAUCCGGCCAUUUUGGCUGUUGGCACUGGCAGACUUCAAGGUCCACUAAACAGCCCAGGGUUGGACAUCAGAUCUAGUUUCUCCCCACAAUUAAAUUACUUUGAAAAUGAGGCCAGACUUCAAUUAUUGAUGCAAAGAUCUCUCUCACAACCACAGAACAGAUUUUCUGAAAUUGGGAGUACUUUUUCUCAGAUUGGUGAUUCUUAUGGCAUUUCUUCAAGGUUAGAUCAAUCACAAGUCAGCAAUUUGACCCCCUUUGCUCAGUUGUCCUUACAGCAGUCUAGAAAUGCUCUUUUGUCUAAUGGCCAUUGGGAUGGGUGGAAUGAAGUGCACAGUGGAAGUAGUCGGGGGGUGGCUGAGCUACUAAGAAAUGAAAGACUUGGAAUUAACAAGUUAUAUACAGGAUAUGAUGAUUCAAAAUAUCGGAUGCCAAAUUCUGGAGAUCUUUACAACCGAACUUAUGGGAUGUGAUUUACUUAGCUGUCUAGUUUUCUGUUGGCUAGCCACUGAAGCCAAGACAGAGAUGGAAACUAUUUUGUUGCAUAGCUGAAGGUGAUGGGACUGACUUAUGAUUGAUCUGUUGGGCUAACUAGUGAGGAAACAUUGUCAAACU